CACUUAACUCGCACGACCUACUCGCCCACCAACCAACCACCCUGCUGCGACCUGACUGACCAGGCCGAGUUGAUCGAUAAUAAAUCAGCACGCUGCACGCUGCACGCGCGGGGUGCCCGCUUGAGAAGCAGAGGAGGAAGAAAGAUCGGGAGGAGCAACUGAUUCGUUCGCGGAAAAAGCACCGCGAAAAAGAUCAGAUCCGCCUCUCCGCGCGGCAUGUCUGAGGUGGCGGCCAUGGCGGGGCAGGCGUACAUGAGGCAGCUCGCCAAGCACCCUCUCCGCACCAAGGCCAUCACCUCCGGGGUGCUGGCCGGCUGCAGCGACGCCGUCGCCCAGAAGAUCUCCGGCGUCAAGAAGCUCCAGCUCAGGAGGCUCCUCCUCAUAAUGUUCUAUGGAUUUGCAUACGCAGGACCAUUCGGUCAUUUUUUCCACAAGCUUAUGGACAAGAUUUUCAAGGGACAGAAGAAAGGAAAAGAGACUACAGCCAAGAAGGUCAUAGUGGAGCAGCUAACUGUAUCACCAUGGAACAAUAUGAUGUUCAUGAUGUACUAUGGUCUGAUAGUUGAAGGGAGGCCAUUUGGGCAAGUAAAGAGCAAGGUCAAGAAGGACUUUGCAAACAUCCAAUUGACAGCUUGGAAGUUCUGGCCAAUAGUUAGCUGGAUCAACUACGAGUACAUGCCACUCCAGCUCCGAGUUCUUUUCGGCAGCUCCGUUGCAUCAUGCUGGGCAGUGUUUCUGAACCUGAAAGCAGCAAGAUCCAUUGCCGCCGCUAGCAAGAAUGCAUAAAAGAAGCAUGGAAGGAAGGAGUGAGUGCCACAUUGUAUAUCUAGCUUAAUUAUCCACUAGUGAUUUUUUUCAUCACUCAGUUUGUAUUUAUGUUUGUCUUUGAACCCCUCGAGCAUCAAGAACCUAGAGUGAAUGUUUCAACCAAGUAUGUCAAUGCGAGGAGCCCCUUUCUUGCCACUGAAAAAAAAUCACUACAAAGCAAAAAAUAUUCUCCAGAAGGUACCAUGUUUGUUGUUCCUUUGGGAGGAAAAUAGGGAUUUUUACUAGGAAAUAAUAAAUGAACAUGCUCAGUGGUUUGUAGAGUCUCAAUGAAAAUGUUUUGAAAUAUGUAAA
Hordeum vulgare subsp. vulgare (domesticated barley) is the source of this 1119-nucleotide messenger RNA. Its product is annotated as peroxisomal membrane protein PMP22. The record is from RefSeq and is a predicted model, not a curated record. Gene Ontology annotation, cellular component: membrane; cytoplasm. Lineage: Eukaryota; Viridiplantae; Streptophyta; Magnoliopsida; Poales; Poaceae. The transcript is spliced from 6 exons. Bases 217 to 786 code for a protein of 189 amino acids.